Molecule: messenger RNA, 2612 nt
Organism: Micropterus dolomieu (smallmouth bass)
Lineage: Eukaryota; Metazoa; Chordata; Actinopteri; Centrarchiformes; Centrarchidae
Product: copine-3-like
Exons: 16
Coding region: 112-1776 (554 amino acids)
Biological process (GO): cellular response to calcium ion; ERBB2 signaling pathway
Cellular component (GO): plasma membrane
Molecular function (GO): receptor tyrosine kinase binding; calcium-dependent phospholipid binding
Source: RefSeq, a predicted model, not a curated record
GUCUGUCACUGCUACAAAACUGUUUUCUACCUGUUUUCUACUUCUCAGCUCGUUGUAAAAAGUCCCGUAAUAAAACACACCAGACACAGCUAGCGGGCUAACAAGGUUGUGAUGGCAGCAGGUGGAACCCCGGGGGCAAGGGUCACAGAAUGUGUGACCAAGGUGUCGCUGAACAUCUCCUGCGAGAAUCUGCUCGACAUGGACGCGUUCUCAAAGUCUGACCCUCUGUGUGUGCUUCUGAUGAACACAUCAGGGCCCCACUGGUGUGAGAUUGGACGGACAGAGAGAAUCAUGAACUGCCUUAAUCCCAAGUUUUCCAAGACGUUUGUCGUCGACUACUACUUCGAGAUGGUGCAGAGGCUGAGGUUUGAAGUGUACGACAUUGAUAGUGAAAGCUGCAGUCUGCAAGAUGCUGACUUCCUGGGAGAACUGGAGUGUACCUUGGGUCAGAUUGUGUCCUCAAGGAAACUAACGAAACCACUUGUCAUGAAGAACAAGGCACCUGCAGGGAAAGGAACCAUUACUAUAGGUGCUGAAGAAAUAACUGACAAUAGGGUGGUGGAGUUUGAAGUUGCAGCUAGAAAACUGGAUAAAAAGGAUUUCUUUGGCAAAUCUGAUCCUUACCUGGAAUUCUACAAGCAGACAGAAACUGGAUGGCAGCUCGCUCACAGGACAGAGGUGGUGAAAUGCAACCUAAACCCAGUAUGGAGGCCAUUCCGAAUCCCGCUGCAGUCGUUGUGUGGAGGAGACGUGGAGAAAUCUAUAAAGGUGGAUUGUUAUGACUACAACAACAGCGGAUCUCACGACUUUAUUGGAUCCUUUGAGACCACCCUCUGCCAAAUACAGCAGGCAUCACAAACAUAUGCAGCCGAGUUUGAAUGCUGCAAUAGUAAGAAGAAACAGAAGAAGAAAGGAUACAAAAACUCUGGUGUCGUCAUUAUAAAAAAAUGCAAGAUAGUGAAGGAGUAUACGUUUCUGGAUUACAUCAUGGGUGGCUGUCAGAUUAACUUCACUAUUGCUAUUGAUUUCACAGGCUCCAACGGGGAUCCCAACUCUCCCCAGUCCCUCCAUUACAUCAACCCACAAGGCUACAAUGAAUACCUGGCUGCUAUCUGGGCAGUGGGUAGUGUCAUCCAGGACUAUGACAGUGACAAGAUGUUCCCUGCUUUUGGAUUUGGAGCCCAGGUCCCUCCUACAAUGCAGGUGUGCCACGAGUUUCCCAUCAACUUUAACCCAUCGAAUCCCUUCUGUGCAGGUAUAGAAGGCGUGGUCCACGCCUACCAGCACUGUCUGCCCCAAGUGAAGCUUUACGGUCCCACUAACUUUUCUCCAAUCAUCAACCACGUUGCCGGUUUUGGCAGACAAGCCUUACAGCAGAAAACUGCAUCUCAAUACUUUGUUCUGCUGAUCAUCACUGACGGGGUGAUCACAGACAUGGAUCAGACACGCAGUGCCAUCGUCAACGCCUCUCGCCUUCCCAUGUCCAUCAUCAUUGUUGGAGUAGGGGGGGCAGACUUCAGUGCCAUGGAGUUCCUGGAUGGAGACGACGGCAUUUUGCGCUCUGCUGCAGGCGAGGCUGCCAUGCGGGACAUUGUGCAGUUUGUGCCAUUCAGACAGUUCCAAAAUAGUCCUCAGGAAAUGCUUGCUCGGAAUGUCUUGGCAGAAGUCCCAGGUCAGGUGGCGGGCUUCUUCAGUGCCAUGAGUUUGAGGCCACCCCAUAGCGACACUCCCCUCCCUGCCCUCGCAGCCUCUGAACCCUCCAGUUUAGUAUCCUGAGGACCUUUGUUUUUUGUUCAGGAUACCACAUGAACAUGCAGCAUCCAGUCUGGAAGUUUUGUGAUGAUUUGUAAAUACUAUGUACCAAUCAAGCCAUGGGGUUUACACAGAUAUUGUCAAACAUUUAUUAACAUCUACUUAAUGUAGAUACUUAAUCUGACACAUAUGAUUUUAUGCGACUAAGUACCAGGAUUGUUAAGAAUGUAAUUUCUUAAUUUAUUGAUCUGCACAGUCUAAUGAAUGAGUUGACACCAGUGUGACUUGACUGAAGGAAAUUAAGGUUGCUAAUAACAGUCUGUCAAGUUGUCAGAAUGUCUAUAUGAAUGGGCUGGAGUACUUAAUGUGUUCUCCGUGUCUCUGCUAAUACUUCUCCAGUAUCUCCAUAUUACAAUGACAAUAAUGAAUCCAUACAUAAUGGUUGGAUGUGUUUGUUUAAAUGAAUACUUUAUUUAGAUUUUACACUACAAAAAACUAUUGCGUUAUGUCCUUGCUGCUGUUUUGUACUUCAAUCAAUUUCUGUUUUUAAAUUCAGUUCCAUGUUUGAUUUUCAUACUAUUUGGUGCUUACUUGAAGCAAUUAUCACCAGUAACAGUGAUGAGCUUCAUUUAGUAAAAUGCAUGUUUACAUUGAUGUACAUAGGAAGUACAGUCUGUCUUAAAAGGAAUAAGUAAAACUUAUCACUUAGCUGACGAAAAUGGCCAAAGACAGCACUGAUCAGUGGCGUUGCCUUAUGUAAUAUACUUGUCUUUGUUAUGGACUUUGAUUUUUAAUCAUUAUUUCAUGUAAAUAUGAUAUGUAAUAACAUUAAAGAAGAAGUGCAUUAUGCAUUCUUGAAA